Messenger RNA from Ilex paraguariensis (yerba mate), 1780 nucleotides. Lineage: Eukaryota; Viridiplantae; Streptophyta; Magnoliopsida; Aquifoliales; Aquifoliaceae. The record is from the annotation of a GenBank genome assembly.
AUGGCGGAGUCGAAGAUGGUACAUUCCCCAUUGGUUACAUUCGUAUCAAUGCUCUCACUUCUAACGCUCUGCCCUCCUUUCGUUAUUCUACUAUGGUAUACGAUGGUCCAUGCUGAUGGGUCUAUAUUGGAGACAUGUAAUUAUCUAAGGCAGCAUGGGCUACAGGGAUUUAUUGAUAUUUGGCCAAAACCCACUGCAAUUGCAUGGAAAAUAAUUUUCUGUUAUGGAGCAUUCGAGGCUGCCCUUCAGCUUUUGUUACCAGGCAAAAGGGUUGAAGGACCAAUAUCUCCUUCAGGAAAUAGGCCUGUCUACAAGGCAAAUGGUUUGGCAGCAUAUAUGGUAACAUUAAUCACAUAUCUUGGUCUUUGGUGGUUUGGGAUAUUCAACCCAACGAUUGUCUAUGAUCAUUUGGGAGAAAUAUUUUCAGCACUCAUUUUUGGAAGCUUCAUCUUCUGUAUUUUCUUAUACAUAAAGGGUCAUGUGGCACCAUCUUCAACUGAUUCUGGUUCAUGUGGAAAUGUAAUAGUCGAUUUCUACUGGGGUAUGGAGCUGUAUCCUCGCAUUGGCAAGAACUUUGAUAUCAAAGUUUUCACAAACUGCAGAUUUGGGAUGAUGUCUUGGGCAGUUCUUGCUGUGACCUAUUGCAUAAAGCAGUAUGAAGCACAAGGGAGAGUGGCUGAUUCUAUACUUGUAAAUACUAUAUUGAUGCUGGUGUAUGUCUCAAAAUUCUUUUGGUGGGAAGCUGGAUACUGGAACACGAUGGAUAUUGCACAUGAUCGAGCUGGCUUUUAUAUUUGUUGGGGAUGCUUGGUAUGGGUUCCAUCUGUGUAUACUUCUCCUGGCAUGUACCUAGUCAAUCAUCCUGUGAAUCUGGGAACUCAGCUCGCAAUAUAUAUUCUUGUAGCAGGCAUUCUAUGCAUAUACAUCAACUAUGAUUGUGACAGGCAAAGGCAAGAAUUUCGCAGAACAAAUGGGAAGUGCGUGGUUUGGGGGAAAGCUCCAUCAAAGAUUGUUGCCUCAUACACUACAACAUCGGGUGAGACGAAGACCAGCCUUCUCCUAACCUCGGGAUGGUGAGUUAUUUUUAUAUUGCAUUUUGCUAAUAGAACCUAGGAACAUUACUAAAAGAGUUGUUUAGGAUAGAUUGAGGUAAGUUCAGCAGGUCCUAGUUCAUCGAACAAAUUUAGUGAACUCGCAGAUCAUGCAUAUCAAAAUGGUCAGAACUUUCAUGGAAGUUGAGAAUUUCAUUUAGGGGUCGUUUGGUAACGUUUUUGUUUUUGCGUCUUCAAAAAACCAAAAACAAAGAAAAAAAAUUGUCUCUGUUUUGUGGUAAACACUGAAACAGAAAACAUGUUUGGUAGUCAUUUUUGUCUAUCAAAUUAUGAGAAUAAAAACAGAAAACAUAUUUGGUAACUACCUCAAGUUUUAUCCUAAAUAUGUUUUAUAAUAUCUCAUUUUUUGUUUUCAAACAAAUCAACACUUUAUUUCAUGAAAAGUGAUUUACAACUAUGUAUUACAAAGGAGUUACAAGAAGCAAAAGAAUUCAAAACUUCUAAUUAUAAAGGAGUUGGCUUUAAUCCUUCAAAAAUGAUUAAAACCAAAAACUAAUCAAAACAGUCCAGCUGCCAGCUAUCCAAAUCCAUGGCCCAAGGAACCAUAACCUGCCUGCUUGUAGGGAAAUUUUGGUUACAGUCAUUCAAAAUAAAAGCCAUAAGCUCUUGUAGGGGUAAGCCAACUUAGUCUAAUGAAAGCAAACUGUGCAUUGCAGCGGCUGCCACCC